Messenger RNA from Periophthalmus magnuspinnatus, 8331 nucleotides. RefSeq names its product AT rich interactive domain 1B (SWI1-like) (gene arid1b). Gene Ontology annotation, cellular component: nucleoplasm; SWI/SNF complex; nBAF complex. The record is from RefSeq and is a predicted model, not a curated record. The transcript is spliced from 22 exons. Bases 314 to 7132 code for a protein of 2272 amino acids. Gene Ontology annotation, molecular function: DNA binding; nucleosome binding. Gene Ontology annotation, biological process: positive regulation of DNA-templated transcription; chromatin remodeling; regulation of transcription by RNA polymerase II. Lineage: Eukaryota; Metazoa; Chordata; Actinopteri; Gobiiformes; Gobiidae.
GUCGAGCCCGCUCUCUCUCAUGCCAUGCUGGGCCACAAGGGCUCCGGGAGACGCUGCUACACAUUACCGAGAAGCAGGAUGGAUGAGAGGCGGUGGGGGCUAGAGAAAAGUUUGUUUUAAACUACUGGAGAAACUUUGAAGAUGAAACCGCGUUGACGCGCCAUGUUACAACCACAGCGCGAGAACAAAGCUAGUUUUUGCUGAAUAUACGCAUUUAUACCUCCUGCGCGUGCUUUUUGCCUCUCUGGUACUGUUCUGUGCGCAAGGCUGGCUGGAGCUUGCUGUCACUGCGCGCUGAGAUGUUGCAGUGACUAUGGCUGCGCAAGUGGCAUCGGCUCCGACCAGAACUAGUAAAAACAAGAAACUGUCAAGCAGCUUGGGACCGGACCUCGGUUCGGGGAAAUCCGGAGGAGGUGGGACCGUGCAGCGGACUGGACUGAUGCUCGGAGCUGGAGAUGGAACUCUGAAUAAUGUAGAUCAUCUCCGCCGAAACGAGAACAACAUGGUCCAUUCAACUUCCACGAGUCACAACGCUGCGGACGGACAUGACAAAGAUGGGAACAAUCUCUCUUUAGCUCCGGCGUCGACUCACUCAUCCACUUCCUCGAUGGAAGUGGGCUUGAUCGCGAACCACAAGCUGAAAUGUGUGGGGAGCGGAGACCCCCAGCCUCAAACACAACAGCAGCCGCCACCGCCGACGCACUUCAACCAGUUUGCGCCACAUCAGCAACGGCAGAUCCAAAGUAACAACACAGCCAACAAUAACGGCCAAGGUCCCCGUGGGGAUAGGGCCGUAGAUCACCCUCACCACGGCGGCAAGGAGAACCUGUUAGGGGGCCAGGGAGAGCCACAGCAGCAGCUCAUGACGGGGAAAGGUGAGGGUGAGCUCACCUGUAAGCCCGCGGAGAGGAUGAUGGGGGGCAGGUAUGAGCACGGAAACUUGGGACCAACAAGCAACAACUCUGAGUUCAAUAACAACUAUUACACUCCUCGUUCCUAUUAUGAGCAACAUGGCGGCUCAGGGAUGGCUCAUAACAGCCUGGAGAACUCCCACGAAACGGGCUAUAAUAGCCAAUACAACCAAUACCCAGGGUACCGUGCGGGCUAUGGUGGUGGGGCUUACGGGAUGAUGGGCUCCACGGGGUGCAGACAGCCCGGGAACAUGAUGAUGGGCAGCAGCUCUCCUGCGGGCCACAGCAAGUCCCCUCUGGGACCGACUUCGGGUGGCUUUCAGAGGUACCCAGGACAGAGCCAGCCUCAGCAGCAUCCCUCCGGGGCCACGCCGACCCUAAACCAGCUGCUCACAUCCCCCAGUCCUAUGAUGCGGGGCUAUGGCGCUGCCUAUCAAGAAUACAGUGGUCCUUCGUCGCAGCAGCAGCAGCAGGCCAGCAUGGGUUUGGGAAAGGACAUGGGACCACAGUACGGAGCGCCUUCAACUCACGGUUGGGGAGGCCAGCAGAGAAAUCAACCCCACUCCAUGAGUCCCGGAAAUGGAGGCCAGGGCAUCGGCAGAGCGCAGGUAUCCUCCAUGGACUUUAUGGCGAUGAAGCGCUCCCAGCUGUACGGGAUGCCUAACAACCCUUACUCAGCCCCGCCGCAGCCAGGGGGCGGGCCUUACCCUCCCAACCAGCCAUACACAUCACCUCCUCCUCAUCGUUAUCCAAUGAGCAUGCAGGGACGCGGGCAGAUGGGCAUGGGCGGGAUGCAGUACCCCCAACAACAGCAGGUGCCACCGUACGCCCAGCAAGGAAUGGGAGGCUAUGGCCAACAACAACCCACACAGCAGCAGCAGCAACAGCAGCAGCAGCAGCAGGCAGGCCAGACGGGAACCCCCCCAUACUUCAGCCCUCCUCAGCAGACCCCUCCAGGACCUACACAGGGCCCGUACAUGCAGACAAGGCCACAACCACAACAGGAGACCCAGCAGGAGAGCUUUAACACCAGGGGUCCAGUCACAGCCAAUUCUGCCAAGGCCAGCAGUGAGGACAGUGUACCCCAGGACCGCCCGUCUAGCCUGCCGGAUCUAUCUGGCUCCAUCGAUGACCUCCCCACUGGGACAGAGGCCGGCGUGGGCUCAGCCAGUGCUGCCAGUUCUUCCAGCAGCAGUAGUAGCCAAGGGGAACAGGGAGGCGCCAGUGCCCAGGGACAGUCCCCCUUCUCCCCCCACGCCUCCCCUCACCUCCCCAGCCAGAGGAGUGGACCCUCUCCGUCUCCUGUGGGCUCCCCGGCUGGCUCCACACAGUCGCAGCAGUCCCGCACCGGCUCUGGGCCCAUUUCUCCCGCCAGUGCUCCCUCUGCUAACAGCACUGGAGCAGGUUCAUCAAUGGCUGCACAGAGCACUGGGAAUGGACCAGAGGGAGCUCAUCCUCCAAUCCCCCGCUCUCCCAUGGCUCAGGACAGAGGGUUCAUGUCCAACAUGCAGAGAAACCAGAGCGGCUCCCAGUUCGCCUGUCCACAGUCUGGACCCCCCAUGUCCCCUCAUCCCACACCCGGAGGCCCCAUGUAUCCAGGGAUGGGCCCCUACUCCCAGAACAAUCCCACAGGGCAGUAUGGAUCUCAAGGAGCACAGUAUGGUCCGGGGAACUACCCACGGCCCUCCAACUACAGUGGCAGCUACAGUGGUCCUGGGAUGACAAACUGCAUGGGAAUGAACUCCACCAGUCCCAUGCAAGGCCAGGGCCCGAGCCAGCUCGGUGCCGUGGGACGCAGCCAUGGCCCCGUGAAUCACAACAGGGGCUACCCCCCAGUGGCCCCCAACUCUCCUAGCAUGCCCCAGUCCGCAGGGAUGGGCCCCCCAGCUAUGGGCACCGCAAACCGCAAAACCCAAGACUCAGCAAUACCUGGGUCGGCCAACACCCCGCACAACAGGCCUUCUCAGACGCAACCCACCAUCCACUGGCCUCCCUCUUGCACCCCUCCCUCACCUCCUCCACCUCGUCACAACCACCACCUCCAUCCCCUCCUAUCCCCUUCACAGCACAAGUGGCCCGGCAACUGCCAAGGUCCUGCUAUGAGCCAGUCAAACAGCCAGUCAGCAGUCAACAACAACUCUACUGUGGGAAAUGCACAAAGCCCAGCCUACAGCAUGCCACCCACAGGAGGCAUGACUGACGAGGUGAUGAGCCCAGACGGAAAAGCCAAAUCCGAUGUAAAGGAAGACUGCUCAGCUAAUGAUCCCCACAAACCAAAGCUCCAAGAUGGUUAUAGCAGCACUAACAGCAGUAGCGGAGGUGCACAGCAAUGUGUGUCCCAACCCGCUACACCAGGAGGUACUCUCCAGGUGUCUUCUCCACUGUCCCCCAGCCCUGCCAGUCUGUCCUCCUACCACGGGGAUGACAGCGACAGCAUCAGCAGCCCACCAUGGCCCCUCAAGACCCCCUCCAGCCCUAAAGCUAACUCGUCUUCCCUCGGUGGGGAUAGAGUCGCGCGCCUUUUUGAGCUUGGUGCAGAGCCGGAGCGGCGCAGUUGGGUGGAGCGUUACCUGUCCUUUAUGGAGGAAAGAGGCACACCUGUGGGCCAGCUGCCGAUUGUGGGCAAGAAGCCCCUGGACCUAUGGAAACUCUAUGUGGCUGUGCGUGAGAUAGGAGGGCUGGCUAUGGUGAACAAAAACAAGAAGUGGCGUGAGCUGUCCGGCACGUUGAAUGUGGGCACGUCCAGCAGCGUGGCGAGCUCUCUGAAGAAGCAGUACAUCCAGUAUCUGUUUGCCUAUGAGUGUAAGAUGGAGAGGGGGGAGGAGCCGCCCACAGACAACAGCAACAGCAACAGCAACAGCAGCAGCAGCGGCACAGGGGCAGGGGACAGAGGGAAGCAGGUCAAGAUCCAGCCCCCCUCACCUGCAAAUUCAGGUGGAUCCCUCCAAGGCCCACAGACGCCUCAGUCCUCGGGCAGCAGCUCCACAGCAGAGGUCGCAGCAGAGCUGAAGCCCCCCACUCCGGCUACCACACCGCUGGGACAGGCCACACCACUGCCCCCCAACAGGAGCAGUGUGAGUGUACAGGACCCCUUCUCGGAGGUGAACGACCCGGCCUUCCAGAAGCGCGCUCCAUCCCUGCCCCCCUCCAGCCCCUACCAGCAGGGCCUGGCCAUGCCCGACAUGAUGAUGAGGAUGCACUAUGACACCAAGGACCCUUUCGCUGGAAUGAGAAAGAUGGCUGGAGGUGACCCCUACAUGCCCAGUCAGAUGUCUGGUGGUCCAAUGCAGGAUAUGUAUGGACGACCCUCCUCAGCUCUACCUAUGAACCAGCGCUCUCCGUACCCCUAUGGACCAGGUUAUGACAGAAGGCCUGACCAUAUGAUGAGUAUGGAUGGGAGCAUGGGCCCUCCUGGCAGUCAGAACAGUAUGGGACCUGCCAACAGUGAGAACAAUAUGUACGCUCCCAACAGAUACCCCUCACAGCCGAGACAUGAUGGUUAUGGGCAGCAGUAUAGCAUGUCUUAUGGUAUGCACUCAUCCGGGAUAUACCCACAGCAACAGGGCUACAAACGCCCCAUGGACGGUAUGUACGGCCCUCCUGCUAAGAGGCAUGAGAGUGAAAUGUAUGGCAUGCAGUAUCAGAACCAACAGCCAGACAUGUACAACCACUACGGAGGGGGCUACUCAGGGCCAGAGCACAGACUGAUGCAAGGACAGUUCUCAUACCCAUAUCCUCGGGAUCGCAUGGGACCAUCACAGGCCCAGCACAGUAUGAUAGGAGGGGGGUCCACUCCGAAUCACAGCGAUGGGCCUAACAUGUGGUCAUCCAGGACAGACCUAGGCUACCCAUACCAUAACCGACCUCCCGCCCAAAUGCCCCCUUACGGCUCAAUGGGUAGAGAGGACAUGGAGGGCAGGCCAGGGCAGGAGCAGUGGCACCGGCAGUCCUCUUAUAUGUCCUCCUCAUCCAUGACCCCUCUGUCGGCACGCCAACCUCCCUCGUCCUACUCUGGUUCUUCAUCCAUGGUCAACCACCUGUCCAGAGCCCCCAGCCCAGGAGCAUACCAGCGCUCCAUGGACUCCAGAAUGUCCCCCAGCAAAGUCCCCUUUAUGUCCCCCCUGAAGAUGCCCAAACCUGGAAUGGGCAUGGUGGGUUCACAAGGCUCUGGGAUGCUUCAGUUUCCACCCAAUCUUAGGAGAGACCUGAACUACCCACCAGGUUCUGUAGAGGCUACAAUGCCAGCUCUCAAAACAAGACGCAAGUUCACAUCUAAGGAUACUGGAACCCCCGAGGCCUGGCGUGUGAUGAUGUCUCUAAAGUCUGGGCUGUUGGCUGAGAGCACAUGGGCCCUGGACACAAUCAACAUACUGCUCUAUGAUGACAGCACAGUGGGCUCCUUUAACCUCUCACAGUUGCCUGGUUUCCUUGAGCUAAUUGUGGAGCAUUUCCGUCGCUGUUUGAUUGAAAUAUUUGGCAUCUUAGAAGAAUUUGAAAUUGGGACUAAAGUACACAAAAGCGAUUCAGAAAUUCUUUGUGAUGAAAAAACAGAAGACACAAUAGAUCAUGUUGCUAGCCCCACUCCCAAACUUGAUUCUACAACUCUGCCUCUGCCUGAAUUAACAGUACAGCAAACCCCAGUAGAGGGCAGCACAAAGGAACUCAUUACUAAAGAGGAGACGGUGCCACCUGAGGUCAACAUGGAGAUAGUGGUAAUGAAUGAUAAAAAAGAAGAGAAAGAAAAGGAUCAAGGGGAGGAAAAAAAUGAACUGAAACCAGAGAUUAAGGAUGAGCCACAGGAGCAGUUGGCCUCUGAGCAAGAACCAAGACCAAAACAGGCCAGCAAACAUGACAAGUUCCCCAUCAAGAUCGAUCAGAAAGAGGACUUGAUAGAGGACCUGAUGGAGCGCUUGGGCUACAUCUCAGAGUUCACCACUGGACUGCUCCACUGGCAGGCUGGAGGAGGAGACACCACUGCUCAUAUCCAGACACACUUGGAGCCACGAACUGAGCCUCCUGCCCGAAACAAUACAGACAGACAGGAGGAAAAGAAAGAGGAGGGCAGCGCAGAAGAAGGAGAGGAGCCACACAAACAUAUCACAGCUACUAUUGAUGACGUACUGUGUGCCCGGGUGGAUGCACUUUCAUCCGCCCACCCAGCACGCUUCUUACCAUCCUACCCCUUCAGAGUGCAUUCGAAUGGGGAGAAAGACCACAUCACCCUCCUAGAAGAUGAGCCCCGAUGCCUGGAUGAAGCGCCUCUGUGCACCACACUGGCCUGGCAGGAGUCCCUAUCCAAGCGCUGUCUCUGUGUGUCAAAUAUUGUCCGCAGUUUGUCUUUCAUACCAGGCAACGACUCUGAAAUGUCCCGCCACCCUGCUCUGGUUCUCCUCCUGGGCAGGCUCCUGCUACUGCACCACCAGCACCCAGAGAGAAGCAGAGCACCCCCAAGCUUUCAGAGGGAUGAACAACAGGAACAAGGUGUGUCCAGCAAUAAAGAUGAGUGGUGGUGGGAGUGUCUAAGUGUGCUCAGGGAGGAUGCCCUUGUGACACUAGCCAACAUAUCCGGCCAGCUAGACCUCUCCCACUACACAGAUACCAUCUGCCUCCCCAUCCUGGACGGGCUGCUGCACUGGAUGGUGUGCCCCUCUGCAGAGUCCCAGGACCCCUUCCCCUCAGCAAGCUCACACUCACCCCUCACGCCUCAAAGGCUAGUGCUGGAGUGUCUGUGUAAGCUAAGUAUCCAGGACGCUAAUGUCGAUCUGCUGUUAGCCACUCCUCCGUUCAGCAGACAGGAGAAGCUCUUCAGUGUCCUGGUCAGGUACGUCGGGCAGAGGAGGACCCAGGUGUACAGAGAGAUGGCCGUGGCCAUCUUGUCACACUUGGCACAGGGGGAGCCCACAGCGGCUCGUGCUAUUGCCAUGCAGAAGAGCUGUGUGGGGAAUCUGGUGGGCUUUUUGGAGGAUGGUGUUAGUAUGGUGCAAUACCAACAGAACCCUCACAGCCUGCUGCACAUGGGACACCCUCCAAUGGACCCACCCAGCAACAACAUGCUGUGCAGAGCUGCUAAAGGCCUCCUGGCCAUGGCCAAAGUGGAGGAGAACAAACCUGAGUUUGUACUGUACGAAAGCAGAUUAUUAGACCUCUCCAUUUCAUCGGUGCUCAACACGGCUGUGGUGGCCACAAUCUGCCAAAUCCUCUUCCACUUAGGAAAGUUAUGACAGGAGGACUGGCAGGACUCACACAGAGGACCGUAAAGUGGACAACAUAUCCCUGUGAUUUUAUAUUUUUAUUUAUCAAAAUGAAAGAAAUGAAUUUGUUUUAUAUGAAAUAUCCAGCUUAACAGAAUAUGUCUAUUCAUGUAAAGCUUCUUGGCCCUGUUAAUAAACAGGUUUUAAAGCUCAUUUUAAUACAAAUAUUUACCUGCUGGUGUUGGAUUGCAGUGUUCAGCCUUUAGUUUGGCUCUUCUGUUUAUUGUUUACGUUUUCAGCCAAAGCUGCCACCAGAUAUUGGUGCUGAAUGAGUUUUAUUUGGAGACAAUGAUAAUUUUUCAGUUUUAUAAAUGCCAAUCUACUCAUCGACCUUUUGUUAUGAAGAGUAUUUAUUUAAAAUGUGACACUGUACAGUAGUUUGAUCUUAUUGCCAACAGAAAUGGUGAAACUGAAACACUGACUCUAUGAAAUGUAUGUUUUCUUCAUUGGAAGAUCAAUUGUGCAAUAGGACAAGAGAAAGUCUAAAACAGACUCAUGCAAUGUGUGCUUUGGGCCAUGGGGAGGCAGCAUUGCACAAGCCAAUUAACAGAGAAGAACCGUCUAAUUUAUCAACCAUAGCCUUUCACCAGUUCAACUCACAGAUGAGGGUUGUGUUUUUACACUUGUGUCAUGUCUGUAUUUUUUCAUCACUGUGUAUAUAAACGGUUGUAUAUGGACACGUGUUUCAAGCAUAGUGAGAGAUGAGGCUUUCUGAAUUAUUAGAAAGAAAUGCAUUUAUUGUUGGUAAAUUUGUUAUUGUUAUUAUACAUAUUUUGUUAAUGGGGUCAACUAUUUGAAAAGAUGUAACUGAUGUUUAAUGUACAAAUCCUGUAUGCAUUGUAUUAUAGCUGAGAAAACAAUCGCUUUGGUAAUUCCACAUGAAAGUGCCGGGGUGAGAGGAGAGCUAUGAGGUCACACAGAGAAACUAUACAUUCAUAUCUCCAUUCAUGUCAAUGGAAUCAUUCUGAACUGGCUCUGAAACACCAGAGGAAAGCCCGGGAGCUCAUUGUAAACUUUGCCUUUUUCAUAUGACUGUCUCUUUUAUCAGUACACAUUUAUACUCUGUGUUGCACAUGUCACAAAUAAAUGUACAAUGAACAUGCGGAUACACACCUAUGUCGCUUUAUGUCCCGACAAUCUUAGGCCAAUAAAACGAACAUCAGCUGCUA